Macrosiphum euphorbiae (potato aphid) is the source of this 252-nucleotide messenger RNA. Lineage: Eukaryota; Metazoa; Arthropoda; Insecta; Hemiptera; Aphididae. The record is from the annotation of a GenBank genome assembly.
AUGGCUUUGCACGUGAUCAUAGGUGUGGCUCACGGAGUGAGUAGCUCCAAAUAUAUUAUAAUGAUCGACAAUUUUAUUAUAUCAAAAGACGAUGGUGUCGAAUUAUCCGAAGAUUAUAAUUAUUCUGAAAGGCACACAAGUUUAGACUCGGCACUUCUUAUAACCGGCGAUUCCAAACGAGACCAUGGCUUUGCACGUUUCCGACUCCAUCCCAACAGCGAAAAACUAGGAAUUAUUAAAGUUUUCUUGUGA